AUGAAGCUCCAGGUACUCUAUCUACUUCUCCUCAACACCUGGAUCGCCUCCGUCAACGCAGACUUCUUCCACUGCAUCUGCCAGUCAUGGUCAUUCCACACUAUCCGAUCCAAAGAGGCCUGUAUCUGGAUGAAGAACGAAUCCCUCCCCAAAGACCAAGUCACCAUAAGUCUGGUGGGUGAAAGCGGCCCUUGGGCGGGUGCCCUUACGUGUCGCAUGCUGAAUCCCGCCAAAUUUUGGGGUGCUCCCAUUUGUUGGGGACAGUAUGGCUACGACUGGCAUGAUUUCUGCAAGCCCGAGUGUAAGAACGACGGGAAGGACGCCGAGGACUGUAUCAGGACCUACCGGUCAAUCGCCUGA
This is a messenger RNA of Colletotrichum abscissum, 360 nucleotides long. RefSeq lists its product as uncharacterized. Lineage: Eukaryota; Fungi; Ascomycota; Sordariomycetes; Glomerellales; Glomerellaceae. The transcript is spliced from 3 exons. Bases 1 to 360 code for a protein of 119 amino acids. The record is from RefSeq and is a predicted model, not a curated record.